This is a messenger RNA of Fusarium mangiferae, 885 nucleotides long. RefSeq lists its product as uncharacterized. The transcript is spliced from 4 exons. The record is from RefSeq and is a predicted model, not a curated record. Lineage: Eukaryota; Fungi; Ascomycota; Sordariomycetes; Hypocreales; Nectriaceae. Gene Ontology annotation, molecular function: oxidoreductase activity, acting on NAD(P)H, oxygen as acceptor. Gene Ontology annotation, cellular component: intracellular anatomical structure. The coding region runs from base 1 to 885 and encodes 294 amino acids.
AUGGGCACGUCAGUCACUGAGGCCGAGACCGCUGGAGGGCCAACCACUACUGUCGCCCAGCAGCAUCAGACCAAAGUCACGCUAAUUGGCAAGGUGAUUGCGAUUACUGGUGCCAAUCGCGGUAUCGGUCUCGGCGUUGCUGAGGCUUGCCUCGACAACGGCGCUCAAGUUGUCUACUCAAUCGACUACGCCGAACCAGGUGAAGAUUUCGCCGCAGCGCAAAAGAGAUGGCAGGGAAAACUCAAGGCGAUCCAAGCCGACGUCACAAAGGAGGCUACGGUCACAGCGGCGGUCGACCAGAUCGUUGAAUCAGAGGGUGCUCUUCAUGGCAUGGUGGUCAACGCUGGCCGAACAAACCAUAAAGCUGCUUUGGAUUUCACCGAGGAAGAGAUUCGUAAUCUUUUCGACAUUAACGUCUUUGGUGCGUUUUACUGCGCUCGAGCGGCAGCACGCGCCUUCAUCAAGCUCAACAUCAAGGGCGCUGUUGUUUUCACGGCAUCCAUGGCUUCAUACCGCCCGAAUAAACGCGUACCUUCAGCUCCCUACGGGGCAAGCAAAGCUGGCAUUCGAAACAUGACUCACACCCUAGCCAUGGAGUGGGCAAAGUAUAAUAUUCGUGUUAACUCAGUGUCUCCAGGUCUAGUUGAUACCGCUAUGACAUACUGGGUGCCGCAACAACCUGACUGGGAGCAGCAGCUCAAGUACUAUGGCGGUAUGCCCCGACUAGCUCAGAUCCAGGAACUGGGAGGUGCCUAUGUAUACCUCCUGAGUGAUGCUGCUAGUUAUACCACUUCGAUUGACAUUCCCGUCAACGGUGUCAUUGGUAGUAUGUUGCACGUCCUACCUCUCUAUUGGAAAUCGCUAAUCUGUUUUAAAGUCUGCUAA